UCGCCAUUGAUGUCGAGUCCAAAGAGAGAGCUCUGGUCUGGAAACCCAACUCGAAGAAGAAACGUCUUUCAAUCCUCCUCGUACCCGAAGUCGAUGGUCGAUCCCAAAAGUCUCCACUGAUUCUCCGAUUCUCUCCGAGAAAAGCUCCUCCCGUUUCUGGCGAUCGAUCAAUCGGUUUGGCUUUGCUUCACAUUGGUGGGACCUUGGACCGCCGAUCCCGAGCUGACCGGACGGGCGGAGCCGAAAUUGGGGAUUUAGGGUUGGGAGCUGCCUGGAGAAAUGGGGAGACUGUACAUACAGAAUCUGAUCGGGGAGAAGAUCUUCAAAUGCAAGUACUGCCGGGUUGACUCAGCUUCUCACGACGACAUCAUCUCCAAGGACUUCCGCGGCCGCUUCGGCCGGGCUUACCUUUUCAAAAAUGCGGUGAACAUCUCUCUUGGGCCCAGUGAAAAUCGCAAUCUUACAACCGGGCUCCACAUCGUGAACGACAUCUAUUGCAGCUCUUGCCAACAGAUUCUGGGCUGGAGAUAUGAAAAGAGAGAUUGUUUACACUGGAAGAUUGGGAUUUUGCCUCUAUUACAUGAGAAAGCCUACGAAGAAAGCGAGAAGUACAAAGAAGGGCUUUACAUCCUCGAGAAGGAAAGAAUGCUGAAGGAUGGAUGGUGACCCUGCAGGUUGGUCGAAUUCCAGUCUCUGUGAACUGUUAAGAAGCUGAACAAAUUGGUUCGCUGUCUAUUCUGAAACUUUUGAUUGGGAUGGCUCGUGUCGGAGUUAAUGUAUCAUUUAGUGAUGAUAACCAAGCUCGACUCUCUUCUCGAUUACUCCCAGUCGAUCCUCUGAGGGUCCGUUUUGCAGUUGAUGAGGAAGGGGACCGCUCUUGCCUGAAUAGAAAGCUACUCCUAUAAGUGGCAAAUGGGAAGGAGACUGGUAGCCCAUAUGAAAGUGAUAUCUGGUGAUGGAAUUUUGGAUGAGAGACUCAAAUAUGGCCAGAAAAAACACUUUCAAGGAUGAUUUGUUAUUUGAUCAUUUACUAGUGGCUGCUAUUCAUGGCCAGAAUCGGCUCGAAUUUGAGGCACGUGGCUCAGGUCCACUUCCUUUUUGGUGCGAUAAGCUAGGCCCUUGUGAUUUGAUUUAAUCACAGUUGUAGAUUUUCAUGAUUAAUUAGUGACGAAUAUUCACCGGUA
Punica granatum (pomegranate) is the source of this 1184-nucleotide messenger RNA. The record is from RefSeq and is a predicted model, not a curated record. Lineage: Eukaryota; Viridiplantae; Streptophyta; Magnoliopsida; Myrtales; Lythraceae.